AUGUCGACCACAGGAUGGAAUCCAGAAACUAGCGCGCACACGACAUUCUCCGCCCAUGCCAGCAGCCUCGUAACCUCGCUGUUGCUGUGGAAUGACCACAUUGUAACCGGUUCUGAUGACACCACCGUUUGCGUUUGGACGAACGACGGGACGCUGGAGAAGAAACUGGAAGGGCACGAGAGCGGGGUCUGGGGCUUGGCGCUUCACCACGACACGUUGGUCAGCGCGUCGCAAGACAGAACGGUCAGGAUUUGGAACCUACAGACCGGACUCUGUUCCCACGUCUUCCGAGGCCACCACAGUACCAUCCGCUGCGUAGCGAUCGCAGAAUCCGACGAUACUGUCGGAGGAUAUCAAGCACCCGCGAAACCCCUCAUCUUGACGGGAAGCCGUGACCACACCCUUCGCGUUUGGACUCUUCCAGUUUCGGGGGAUGAUGAAUUCAAGGCCGCUGAGGAUGACGCGGUGAACCCCUUCCAUCGUUUCACCCUCGACGGCCAUACGGAAAGCAUUCGCGACAUAUCCGUCCGCGGACGUAUUGCAGUGUCUGGAAGCUACGACAACACCGCUCGGGUAUGGGACAUAGUCACUGGUCAAUGUCUUUGGAAGUUGGAAGGACACACUGGUAAAGUCUACAGCGUAGCUGUUGAUCUUUCCAACGAGCAGGUCUUCUCUGGAUCAAUGGACACGACGAUCCGGGUGUGGAGUCUCAAGGAUGGUUCCUGUAAAGCUGUCCUUGACCGUCACGAAUCUCUUGUGGGACUUCUGGCUUUGUCCCCCUCGUAUCUCUUUUCCGCCGCACCCGACCGCUUUGUCCACGUUUGGGAUCUUAAGACAUUGGCCGUGAUCCAAUCCUUCGAACACAAUCAGACUAUCACGAGUAUUCAAGGAGACGACGAGAAAGUUGUCGCAGGAAGCGAUGGCUUGGUUCAAGUCGGCAAUGUCACGACAGGCCAAACGACAGACUUGCUGUCAAUGGGGAGGGAAAGGCUGGUCUCUAAAGUCGCUUACGCGGGCAGCAAAUGCGUAGCAGUGACGAAGGAUGGUGCAACACAUGUCGAUGUCUGGAUGUUCGGGGAGAAGGCGUGA
This is a messenger RNA of Pleurotus ostreatus (oyster mushroom), 1089 nucleotides long. Its product is annotated as SCF ubiquitin ligase complex subunit cdc4. Lineage: Eukaryota; Fungi; Basidiomycota; Agaricomycetes; Agaricales; Pleurotaceae. Bases 1 to 1089 code for a protein of 362 amino acids. The transcript is spliced from 2 exons. Gene Ontology annotation, molecular function: protein binding. The record is from RefSeq and is a predicted model, not a curated record.